Messenger RNA from Etheostoma cragini (Arkansas darter), 2482 nucleotides. It is a transcript of the gene ccnt2a, whose product is annotated as cyclin T2a. The transcript has 10 exons. The record is from RefSeq and is a predicted model, not a curated record. NCBI's taxonomy places the organism in Eukaryota, Metazoa, Chordata, Actinopteri, Perciformes, Percidae. Gene Ontology annotation, molecular function: cyclin-dependent protein serine/threonine kinase activator activity. Gene Ontology annotation, biological process: positive regulation of DNA-templated transcription, elongation; regulation of transcription by RNA polymerase II. Gene Ontology annotation, cellular component: nucleus; cyclin/CDK positive transcription elongation factor complex. Bases 90 to 2318 code for a protein of 742 amino acids.
ACCAGGUCUCACCAUCGAAGAAGAAGUGUUUUCCUGUGCGACAUCGGCGUCACAUCCGCUUUCCUGAUGCCACUGAAUGUUGGAGAGCAAUGGCGGCGUGCCGGGGAUCCUCGUCGAAAUGGUUUUUCACCCGGGAGCAGCUCGAAACCACGCCGUCGCGCCGAUCUGGAGUAGAACCAGACCGGGAGCUCUCCUACCGACAACAGGCGGCAAAUCUGAUCCAAGAUAUGGGUCAGAGACUCAACGUCUCUCAAUUAACCAUAAAUACAGCCAUUGUUUACAUGCAUAGGUUUUAUAUGCACCACUCUUUCACCAAAUUCCAUAGAAAUAUAAUAUCUCCCACCACCUUAUUCUUGGCGGCAAAAGUGGAAGAGCAACCUCGGAAACUCGAACAUGUGAUCAAAGUGGCACAUGCCUGCCUAAAUCCCCAGGAACCACCUCUAGACACAAAGAGUAAUGCAUACCUCCAGCAAGCUCAAGAGCUGGUGAUACUUGAAUCCAUAGUGCUGCAGACCCUGGGCUUUGAAAUUACUAUUGAUCACCCACACACUGAUGUGGUGAAAUGUUCCCAGCUAGUGCGAGCAAGCAAGGAUCUGGCACAGACUUCCUAUUUCAUGGCUACCAACAGUCUACACCUCACUACCUUCUGCCUCCAGUACAAGCCCACAGUGAUCUCCUGUGUGUGCAUCCACCUGGCGUGUAAGUGGUCCAACUGGGAGAUCCCAGUGUCCACUGAUGGGAAACACUGGUGGGAGUAUGUGGACAACUCUGUCACCCUCGAGCUGCUUGAUGAGUUGACCCACGAGUUUCUGCAGAUUCUGGAGAAAACACCCAGUCGAUUGAAGAGAAUACGAAACUGGAGGGCGACACAAGCUGCCAAAAAGCCCAAGGGUGACAACACUCAGUCGGCUGACAACUCCUUUGCUGGGCCUUCCAUGCUCCAGGAUCAUGGGGAUGCCUCCUCCAACCCAAGUUUUUCUAAAGGAGGCGUUCACUUUACCGUGCCCAUGCCUGGCCAAUCCGGAGGUGCAACCCUGUCAUUGGACGCCUUGUCUGGCACGUACAACCCAGCUAGCCACAGUGAGUGGCCCCUUGGCAACCAGAGCCAAACAGGGUACCCUUCCACCUGUAUAAAACAGGAACCGCUCAGCAUCCCUUCCACCUGUAUAAAACAAGAACCCUUCAGCAUCCCUUCCACCUGUAUAAAACAAGAACCCUUCAGCAUCCCUUCCACUUGUAUAAAACAAGAACCCCUCAGCAUCCCUAUCCAAGAGCCACCUCUGUCCUUGCAGACCUCCACUUCCUCUUUGCUUCAGCAUCUGCCGGUAUGCAAGACUGAAAAAACACUAGACUUCAUCCCUGUCGUCAAGCAGGAACAAAAAGGACCUGUUGGGAGCGGAGUGGGCAAGCAUCAGCCACCAACUCAGCCUCCUCCACCACAGCCUUCUCCCGCGCAGAAGCUGUCUCUGGACAAAUACAGAGAGAAACAAGCUGCAGAGCUUGCUGUCUCUGGGCAGAAACGCGGUCAGGAACCACAUGGAGGAAAUAUCGAUUGUGGCGCGAGGGGGGAUAUGUUAUCUUUCUCCUCUUCUUCCUAUGCACCAUCCUCUAUGAGCCAAGCGGACAAUAGAAAAUAUUCACAGCCCCACCAAACAUCUUACGGUGGUGUCGGGAACACCACCGCCUCCCCAAUGAAAAUGAAAGUCUCUUCCUCUUCGACUUCAGGGCAAGAUAGACGUCAUCUUGGGGACAAACGGGACAAAGGCUCGCUUAAACUCCGCCUGGCCGUUCCCGGGUCAGGUAGCAGCUCCCAGCUGGAUAAAAGUGGACAGCCAAGCAAAGAUGAGCUCAAGAUGAAGAUAAAAGUCUCAUCGUCAGAGCGCCACAGUUCGUCGGAUGAAGGCAUGGCGGCCAACAACAACAACAAGAGCAAACAUUCCAGCCCUCUGGUGAGCAAGGAGAAACAACAUCGUGGAGCAGAUCACAACCUCCAUCGCCACCACAAGCACAGUCACCCCCAUCCACACACGCACAGUGGGAACGGCGGCGGCAGCCUGCUGCGUGGUUCCCCAGGACUGGUCAGCGUGGAAGGCACUCCGCUUGCUCCUCCCGGAUCCACUUCUUUGUCUUCUUCGCGCAAAAGGGCGUACCCCGAGGCAAGCCACAACCACCACCCACCAUCCUCCUUCUCCACUUCAUGCUCCAAAGGGAGCAAAGUCCCCAAGGGGGGCACUGGUGCUGCAGGUGGGCUGCGGACCUCUCAGCAGUACCCUCCUCCUAGCGAAUCGCCACAUGAAGUAGGAGAGCAGAGACACUGAAUCCACCGCUCUGCAGCCAUGGACCACCCCGUGGAAAUGAGAACAAACUACCCACACCUCAGACUUUGGAGACUAUGCUCACCUCCCUGUUAAGUGCCCUAGGAAAAUAACUCAUUAUGUCAUGAUAAACCCUUUACUGAUAGGCAGAAACACUACUGCAAAAA